AUGUACACGGAAGUCAAAGAAUUGGUCAACUUUUUGGCUGUUUUUAUGUAUCAACGCAUUCCGAAACGUCGGAUCAAUAUAUUCAUGGAAAGUUUCGCCAAUCAUUUACUUGCAAGAUUUUAUUGUAAUUGGCGCCCUUUUGAACCAAAAUAUGCUCAAACUGAACGUAUCUUGGCAAUUAAAACAAAUGGUCGUCUAGAUGAAAUAUUUUAUAACAUUGCAACAAGUGUUGGCAUUGAUAUGAAUGACCUUUAUUCGAGCUUACCAUCAACUAUAUUCAUUUACUGUAAUCCUGGUGAAGUAACGUGUCGCAUUUCGGAUUAUUCAUCAACCAUAAUGAUUUGGUAUGGCGACGUAAAUGAAGACAGAAUAUAUGUUCCAUUUCCUAUUGGUGCUGCAAAGUAUUACGAUGGAGAUUCACGCAAUAUUCAAAACACCGUUUUUACUGCUUAUACGAAGUCAUUAGCAGUUGAUAAGUUUUCAGGAAAAAAGGAUGUUAGACCAGAACGUUGCGUACCACUCAAUUUGACUAAUUCUGCUGGUAUUAACCUGUACGAAUUCUUUUCUGCGAGAUUUGUCAACAUAGCUCAGAUUCCGCCAGUUCUAUUUCGAAAUAAAGGGCAAAAUUCUAAGCCGUUUACGUUGCGGCCAUUUGCUCCUACGCGUUUCGGUACGCAUCAUCUCCGGUCAGUUCAUAACGAUAUGCGUCGAAUUCAGCAUGCUGCAGCAUAUCUCGCCGUGGCCAGUUCAAAUGCAAUGAAUCGACCUGCAGUUACUCCGUUGCUUGAGAAUUUUUCGAUGAAUUUUCAGUUUGCUAUGAAUGCGGAAGGUAGCAAUGUUAAUUCAUCUACUAUGGUUAAUCCAGUUAAUGUAUCUGUUAUGAGUAAUCAGUACAGUGUGAUGAUACCACUUACCCUAGCAACUUUUCCUCAUCCAGUUAACACCUAUAAUCCACCGCCUUCAAUGACAGACUUCACAAAUUCACCAACUACAGCAUUUGUCAAAUCAGGUCAAACUAUCGGAAAUCCAUCUCCAGUGACAUAUUUUACAUCAGAUCCAUCCAAGCCAGAUUUUGUUCCUGCUGACAACUCGAUGUCGAAUGUUGCAAAUAAUCCAAAUCGCAAUAACACGUCUUCCGAUCAGUUUACUACCACUUUUCUUCCAGCGCCAAAAACUGACUCACAUGAUGAAAACGUCGGAUUUCCGGUAUGCGAUGAACCCAUCAGUAUUGAAAAUAAUUGGUGCUAUACAGUACCAACAAGCAAUAAUGCAUCUGAAUUUGAAAUUUGGAAACCCAAACCUCGUCCAGCAUUUACCGUAAACAGUGGCAAUUCAACUGAAUCAGUAUUCAGAAGCAGUUACAUUUUCGAUUCGCCAAUGUUUCAAGCUCCAACAGCAGAACCAAAUGUUAAUCAGUCGAAUGCACAGCAAUUAUUGGAAGUUUCAAACGAUUUGGAAGUAAACGAUCUGCAAUAUAACCUGAAAAAUCUUUCGUUCUUGAAUGUAUCACCAGAGCUAUCUCCAUCAAAUGUUUUCUCGCCAGAAGCAUCUUCAACGCAAGAAUUCUCGCAGCAAGUUCCUACGCAGAACCUAUUCCAGCAGUCACAGGUAUCGUUGACACAAGUCCAACAACAGCAGCAGCAACAGCAAAUGCUACCGCAACAAGUGCUGCAAUCGCAGAUACUGCAACCAAAGGCAGAAGUAAUUCCACAGCAAGCAAUACCAAUGCAGCCAGUGCCAGUGCAACCGAUACUGCCGCAUCAGACACUGCCACCGAUAUUUGUGCAACACGGAGUGGUGCCACAGAUUCCACGUGCAUCCAAGAAGUCAUCGCCGUGGAAGACAAAUUUUUUGCCGAAUUAUUACACCAAAUAG
Molecule: messenger RNA, 1875 nt
Organism: Brugia malayi
Lineage: Eukaryota; Metazoa; Nematoda; Chromadorea; Rhabditida; Onchocercidae
Gene: Bma-fog-3.1
Exons: 12
Coding region: 1-1875 (624 amino acids)
Biological process (GO): regulation of gene expression
Cellular component (GO): cytoplasm; nucleus
Molecular function (GO): transcription corepressor activity
Source: RefSeq, a predicted model, not a curated record